AUGGCCAGUUCUCUACCCAAGCUUGCCCUCAAGGGCUCCUCUAAGAUUGUUACAGACUACUUUGAGUUCGCCAUACAUAGUAUUCUUUUCCAGAGGGGUAUUUAUCCAGCAGAAGAUUUCAUUACUGUCAAGAAGUAUGACUUGCCCAUGGUGGUGAGUUGUGACGAUGAAGUGAAAGCAUACAUUAGAAAAAUAAUGGAACAAGUUAAAAAAUGGGUUUAUGGUGGAAAACUAUCAAAAUUGGUUGUUGUCAUAAUCAAUAAAGCAACUACAGAAAGCAUGGAGCGUUGGGAAUUUGACUUAGAUAUAAACGACACAGAAGGGACCAAUGAAAAAAGCAAACAACAGAUACAAAAGGAAAUUCAAGCCAUCAUUCGCCAGAUUACAGCAUCAGUAUCAUACUUGCCAUUUUUGCAAGAUGACGUGUACACAUUUAAUGUGUUGGUGUACACAGAUCCUCAAUACGAUCCAAAGAACAUUCCCACCGAGUGGGCAGACACAAAUGGAGAUGCAAAAAUGAUUGAUGGAGAAGCAGAACAAGUGAAGUUCACUACAUUCAGCACGGAUAUUCACUCUGUGGGUACUAGCGUUAGCUACAAAUUAGGGUAA
Clavispora lusitaniae ATCC 42720 is the source of this 609-nucleotide messenger RNA. It is a transcript of the gene MAD2, whose product is annotated as spindle checkpoint protein. NCBI's taxonomy places the organism in Eukaryota, Fungi, Ascomycota, Pichiomycetes, Serinales, Metschnikowiaceae. Gene Ontology annotation, cellular component: nucleoplasm; cytoplasm; kinetochore. Gene Ontology annotation, biological process: mitotic spindle assembly checkpoint signaling. The record is from RefSeq and is a predicted model, not a curated record.